Fusarium vanettenii 77-13-4 is the source of this 834-nucleotide messenger RNA. RefSeq lists its product as uncharacterized. Gene Ontology annotation, biological process: TOR signaling. Gene Ontology annotation, cellular component: cytosol. The coding region runs from base 1 to 834 and encodes 277 amino acids. The transcript is spliced from 2 exons. Lineage: Eukaryota; Fungi; Ascomycota; Sordariomycetes; Hypocreales; Nectriaceae. The record is from RefSeq and is a predicted model, not a curated record.
AUGAAUCACAUCACCGACAUCAACGAACCCUACCCGACACCCGAGGCUCUCGCCGCGGCCACCAGCACCCACAGCCAGGGCCGAUUCCGCAUCUCGACACGCAAGCUCCCCAUCUCAAAGGCCGGCGUGAUAGACUCCCUCACCGACAAGAUCGGCAUCCCCAUGCCCGAGAUGAUCUUUGGCGAGAACCUCGUCUCCCUCGAGCACGUGCCCUCGGGCUGGUCCGUCAGCUUCAACACCCCCGACGCCCUCGACGCCGUUGACAAGACGGAUAAACACAUGCUCAAGGUCGCCUACGCCCGGGAUUGGGAGAGCACAAGGGAGGGGACAACGCAGGGGAUCAAGGAGGUUGUCAAGCCUUAUGACUGGAGCUACUCGACGACGUACACCGGCACGCUGGCCCCAGGAACCCAGCAGUUUACGCCCACGGACCAGGCUAUCCCCAUUGAACUACUCAAGCGACGGGACCCCAUGAUCUUCUUUGACGAGGUCAUGCUAUACGAGAGUGAGCUCGACGACAAUGGCAUCUCUAUCUUUAGCGUCAAGGUGCGCGUGCACGAGAAGCGCAUGCUUCUGCUGUGUCGGCUGUUUAUGCGCCUGGACAAUGUCAUCUUGCGGAUACGCGACACCCGCAUCUAUGUCGACUUUGAGACUGAUACUGUCCUUCGCGAGUACUCUUCUCAAGAGGAGAGCUUUGCGAAUGUCAAGAGGAAACUCUUUAUGUCUGGCAGAUUGCCCGACGAUAUUACCAUUGCCCUGCGCGAUCCCAACGUUUUGGCACCACUACUACCUCUAGUAGAGCAGCGGACAGAGGCUGUCAAGUUCAGCACAUGA